Erigeron canadensis is the source of this 1086-nucleotide messenger RNA. RefSeq names its product probable jasmonic acid carboxyl methyltransferase 2. Bases 1 to 1086 code for a protein of 361 amino acids. Gene Ontology annotation, biological process: methylation. The record is from RefSeq and is a predicted model, not a curated record. The transcript has 4 exons. NCBI's taxonomy places the organism in Eukaryota, Viridiplantae, Streptophyta, Magnoliopsida, Asterales, Asteraceae. Gene Ontology annotation, molecular function: S-adenosylmethionine-dependent methyltransferase activity.
AUGUCUAUUGAAAAGGGUCUCCACAUGAACACUGGCAAUGGCGAAUCCAGUUAUGCAAAAAACUCUUAUCUUCAGGAAUCUGGACUACAGAGAGCACUGCCUACAAUACAUGAAGCUAUAAAUCAGAUAGCUAAUGAGCUUCAUGGUUUCCCACGGUGUUUCAAGGUAGCCGAUCUAGGCUGCUCUUCCGGACAAAACACCUUAUUCGUCGUAUCAAACAUUAUUGAUAAAGUCCAUAGUACGUGUAAACGAAACAAUUUUGACGUGCCACAAUUUCAGGUGUUCUUAAACGAUCUAUUUGAAAAUGACUUCAAUAUCAUUUUCAGAUCACUUCCAACAUUCUAUACAAAACUGAAGAAAUGUAGCCCUUGUUUCGUUUCUGCUGUUCCUGGUUCCUUUUAUGGUAGACUUUUUCCAAACGAAAGCAUCCACCUUUUCCAUUCCUCUUAUUCCGUUCACUGGCUUUCUCAGGUACCUCAAGGCCUUGAAAACAACAAGCUUCAUAUAUACAUGUCAAAAACAAGUCCAUCAAAUGUGUUUAACGCUUAUCGGAUGCAAUAUCACGAAGACUUCACAGAAUUUUUACGAAUGCGUUCUCAAGAAGUAAUAAGUGGAGGGCGUAUAGUUAUAACGAUUCCAGGUCGGAGUAUCAUCGAUCCAACUAGCGAUGAUUGCUGCAUUAUUUGGGAGCUUCUAGCCAGAUCACUUGUUGAUAUGGUCAAAGAGGGACUGAUACAAGAAUCUGAUAUCAACUCGUUUAAUAUUCCAUAUUAUACACCAUUUGAGGAUGAGGUUAGGGAUGUUAUUCAAGAAGAGGGGUCAUUUGUCCUAGGUAGCUUGAACAGUUUUGCACUUAAUUGGGAGCCAUACAACACAACUAACCCGAUACGUGGAAAAAAAACUGCAAAGCUCAUAAGAGCAGUCAUUGAGCCAAUGAUGGCAGCUCAUUUUGGAAAUUCCGCAAUGGACAUGGUAUUUAACAAGUAUGAAAAGCAUCUGACUGAUCAUCUAGCUACCAAGAAAGGGAUGAACUUCAGUUUAGUCAUUUCUUUGUCUAAGCAAGUUGUUCCUGUGAGAAAUCUGUGA